CCAAAGUCUGGCGCGGCGGAGCUUUCAAAAUACAGCUACAGCACUUUUGUGUAUUAGUUACUCCCUGCAUAUCGCUGCCGUCCCUCUACCUUCUCUACUCACCUCUGCUCUCUCUUCUACCUCUCUUUCAAUCUCGGAUAUCCUCCACCCGUUUCAAGAUGGCGCUCGCAUGGUAUCAAGCAAAGGUUGCGCAGAGCCCUCUCAUGACCCAGAGCAUCACAACUGCUGUCCUUUUCGCGACUGGUGAUGUCGCCGCCCAACAAGCCGUCGAAGGCGUCGAGAAACAUAACUAUGCCCGCACCGGUCGCAUGGCCCUCUACGGCGGUGCAAUCUUCGGUCCUGCUGCGACAAAGUGGUACCAGCUCCUCCAGCGCAACAUCAAUCUCCGCUCGCAAAACGCCACCAUAGCCGCACGCGUCGCCGCCGACCAGCUGAUCUUCGCGCCGACCAACUUGGCCUUCUUCCUCAGUAGCAUGGCAUACAUGGAGGGCGCAGACCCAAAGCAGCGAGUCAAGGACGCAUAUGUGCCCGCGUUGACAAAGAACUUCAUGGUGUGGCCGGGCGUGCAGGCUAUCAACUUCAAGUUUGUGCCGCUGGACCAGCGCGUGCUUGUGGUGAACGUGGUCAGCUUGGGCUGGAACUGCUACUUGAGCUAUGUGAACAGCUCUGGUGGGAAGAAAUAGGCGUGCGGGUGAUGUUGGCCUUGGGCUUCUUGUGUGUGUGAAACCGGGUUCACGGAGACUUCUGGCUGUGAGGCACGUCGAGCAUUGCUGGCGUUUGGACUACUGUUCGAGCAUCCAUAUUCCUACUGUAGGCAGAUACCCCCUCUUCUCUGGCCUGUCAACUUUUCGUAGUUGUACCUAGGCAUUCAAGUGCAAUACAAAGAAUUUCUAUGCAGGGACACAAAACCCAUCA
Messenger RNA from Pseudovirgaria hyperparasitica, 915 nucleotides. RefSeq lists its product as uncharacterized. The coding region runs from base 159 to 683 and encodes 174 amino acids. The transcript has 4 exons. Gene Ontology annotation, cellular component: cytoplasm; membrane; mitochondrion. NCBI's taxonomy places the organism in Eukaryota, Fungi, Ascomycota, Dothideomycetes, Acrospermales, Acrospermaceae. The record is from RefSeq and is a predicted model, not a curated record.